Messenger RNA from Oncorhynchus tshawytscha (Chinook salmon), 2609 nucleotides. RefSeq lists its product as uncharacterized. The transcript is spliced from 10 exons. The record is from RefSeq and is a predicted model, not a curated record. The coding region runs from base 1 to 1566 and encodes 521 amino acids. NCBI's taxonomy places the organism in Eukaryota, Metazoa, Chordata, Actinopteri, Salmoniformes, Salmonidae.
AUGACAGAGCUUCGGAGGAUCUGCAAAGAUGCUCCCCAAAUACAGAAGGGUACGGAUGUCUACUUUGCUGGCUCUGAGGAAAAGGGCUUCUACACUUUCUCUAUGGGUCUUGCUACUCUCAUGUUCCUGUACUCUCUGAUGGGCAUGUUUCUAGGCCUGCAUGCCUCCUUUGACAAAUGCACUACACUGGCUGAUGGUUUUGCGAAUGCAAGACACACUGAGCAGAAUAAGGAGUGGAGUGGGACCAGAGGACUUACCGAGGGUGGAGAGUGCACCGGAGGAGGGGGGUCCACAGCGGAGCGGCGGCAACCAGAGGUGAGUGACGGGGGACACGGUGGUGAGGACGAUGGAGUAGCACCUGGGGUGGGGUGCUCCAUGGCGACAGAGAGUCCAACAGAGGCAGGGAAGUGGGAAAAUGGCAGCGCAGUAGGAGGCAAAUUACAAGUGGAUCGGGAAUUCAAUGAGGCCUUUGGGAAGAAGGGCUUACAUUUUGUGCACUUAAAAGUCCGAAGCCUACUACCGAAGAUCAAUGAGAUACGCCUGUUGGUUUGCAAAUCAGAGUCUCAGUGGCAGGACAGAAAUUGUACCAGGAUAUAUUAUGGACUAGGACAGAUGGAGAGGCUGUCUCCUGCAGCUACAAAGACAAUGAUCCGUGUACAACGGAUGUCCAUUGUGGCUGCUUCGGGACAACAGCUGCAACAGGACCAGAUUUUAAAGACUAGGAAAGAGAAACAGAGUGUCUCCUUCAGCUGCAAAGUUACUGGUUCGUGUUUUGGUAACACAGUCCACUGGUACCAGAAGGGAGAGGGUAAACCCUUCUCUCAGAUUUUAUACAAAGUUUUAAAUACCAAUUCUUUCACCCGUGAUAACACUCAUCCUCAGACAGCAGAUUUCUCUGCCAUGGGUAAGUCUGACUCCAGUGAGCUGAAGAUCCAGUCAGUUAAAGUGUCCCAUUCUGCCACCUACUACUGUGCCUGCUGGGACUCGUCAACCCACAAGGUUGGACAGAGGCUCGAAUUUGGCUCUGGCACGACACUUUAUGUGACAGACGGCAUUCAACGAAAACCCAAAGUGACGCUGUACUCAGCGUCCAACUCUGAGUCGAAUGAGAAGACCACCCUGCUAUGUCUGGCUAGAGACAUGUCUCCAGACUUGGUCAAGAUCUCAUGGAAGAUUGAGGAAGCAAACGGCGGAAGAACGGAGGUGCCCAAAGCAGAGGGGGAACAGCUGGAGCAGAGGGAGGAAGAACAGACGACCAGUAUGAUCAUCAUUGAUAAAGAGAAUACGUACAGGAACAAAUACAUCUGUUCUGUGGAGCAUGAAUGGGGUGCUCAACAUUUUGACAUCCCAAAAGAUACUCCAACCACCAUGUCUGCACCAGCGUUCAGAAAUGACAUGCAGGAGUCACUGACUCUGCAGUGUACCGAAGAUUCCUUCCAGUCAACGUGCAGUCUGAACCUGGCCUCUCUGGUUUACACAGUGAUGAUAGUGAAAAGCAUGGUGUACUGCUGUGGGCUCUCUCUCCUGCUGCACAACAGGAUCCUGGGAAGAGGACCCAGCACCUGAAGACCUAUAUGAGGAAAAUCAUUUAUGUGCUUUUUUACAUUGAUACAAUGUUGUUGUUGUUGUUUUUUUGUUUUUUUUUACAUUGAUACAGCUUGCAUGACAUUUUCCUUGCCUAACACAGCCUGCUCAAAUUAACCAAGUUGCUCAAAAUAACCAUAUUAUUUCAGAAGAGGAUGCCUUUGUGAACAAAAUGUUGCAACAACAAUGGAUCUGUAAAUGAUUGUAAAAUACAUUUUUACAGUUCCGUGCUGUUUUCGGUGAAAUAAGGUUACUUAAAACCCCCAAAAUAUUGCAUCUCUUUACUAUAAGAUCAUCUAUUCAUAUUUGGGAAAAUGUUAUUUCAUUGAAUCUCAUCAGAAGCGGAACAAUACGAUUGUAAGUCCACCAAUGAUCUGUUUUCAACUUGUUUGCUUCAAUGUGCAUGUUCCCGACGCAGAUGUUGAGCCUAGACUUAAUAGUGGUGGGAUAAUAUGGUUCAUGUUUCUUUGGUGUUCUAAGGACAUGUGAAACGGUAGUUACUGUAAACAAGAAAUAGCUAGCUGCAGAACCACAGCUCGAGUGUGUGAAGAGAUGGUUAUCCAAAGCUGCUGGGUGAUUCACUUGGCCUUGAUCUGUUUUUACCUCUAGUAGUGGGUUCACAGCUCUUGCCAUCAAAUUGAAGAAUAUGACAGCGAUUGCAGACGAGUCCGUAAUGGUAGUUUAUGGUUCUUGCAUUUGUAGAAUUAUAGAUCUAUGGCAAAACUUUUUACACUUUUGUUUAUGUGUACGUUUUACCUUGAAACAAUCAAAUUAAAUUAAAUCAAGGUUGGAGAGUUUAAUUUGUUUUUAACAUAUAUAUUUUGCAAGGAAAUGAACAUUGUUAUCAAGAGAAGUAUUUUCCAUGUUAUUGUCAUGUUAUUACCAUUUAUUCUGUGCUUCAAUGUAAAGUGCUACCGAAAUGUCUUAUUAAUUGUUUUCUUUUCUCUACAUCGAAACCAUGAAAUAACACAUAUGGAAUCACGUAGUAACCAAAAAAAUGUUAAAUAAAUAUAUUUGAGAUUUGA